AAAGGCUAGACCCCCCCUCUCUGGUCCUGCGUCCGCAUGUUCUAGCUCAUGGCCAUGCGCCGGCCGAGUUCCGCAUUGCAAAGCACUGCAGUUUCAGUCAGACGCUCCAGCCGCGAGGGCGGUGAUGAGGUGGAUGUGGCCAAACCUUACCGGCGGCCCCGGGGAGCGCUGGGCAAGAGGCACCUGCUCACCUUCCGCAAAAACCAGUUCUCCGAGUUGGUGGAGAGAACUGUAGAUGCCUUGAAGGGCACCAUCGCUGAGGCAUCCACGGAGGAUGUGCAGGAGGUGCUUUCCAAGACUCGCCGGCACUUCGACGAGGUGCGCUGCGAGGCAGACCGGAAGGAGGCGGAGCUGCUGCAGAUCCGUCAGGACAUCCGCUUCUGGGAGUCGGAGGCCAAGCCCCACGAGGACCAGGACCAUUACCAUGGCUUCGACCGCAAGCACGUCUCUGACAAGCUCAAGGAGGCCGGGGUGGAGUUGGAGCAGGCGCUGGAGACGCAGAAGGUGUACCGGCACAUGGUGGAACGACUCAUCCGCGAGCAGAACAUCCUUCAGCAAAAGGUGUCUCUGAUGGAAGGCUACCUGCACCGCAAGACCCGGGAGGUGGAAACGAAGCAGCACUUCAGCCGCCGGGUCAACGAGGACAAGGUGGGGCAAAUUGUGAAGCUGGAAAUUCUGGAGCAGGACAUGCACCUUGAGCGCAUGGUCUGCACCACCGCCAUUAGCGACCUCUCCUCUGCCAUCGAGAGGCGCAAGAAGGACGUGAGCCAGGGGGAGGACUUCGAGAACUGGCGCUACGAGGUGGCCAUGGAGGCAGCCACAGAAGCCUUCGAGGCGACUGCCGGCCGCUACAGGAAGAUCUACGCCAUCGAGAAGCUUACAGGCAACUGCUUGCAGCGCCUGACCUUCGACCAAGCCGAGCAAAGUCAGGCCACUGAGGAUGGCUUUCAAAGGAUCCGGGAGGUCACAGGCCUGACAGACGUCAUGGAUAUUGUGCACAAGUUCCUGAACCGUGAUGCGGAGCACGAGCAGCUGCGGAACACCGUGCGAGAGGCGGAGGGGCGGCUCCAUCAGCUCCAGGAGGAGGAGGCCAGCCGGCCACGAGAGGAUGCGCUGGUGGAUGCCAAGCCGGAGACAAGAGGGAUCGGCACGGAAAUCACGGAGUUCGAGCAGCUGCUGGAAGACGCGCGUCGGGAUCAUGCGGAUGUGCGGGAGAGGUUGAAGGGCAGCACUCUGCUGGUGGACAGUCUCAUCCGCUAUGCGCAGAAGCUCGGCAAAUCCCUGGCACCAGUCCGGGAGAUGCCGCAGGUGCAGGAUGUGUCCGACCUGCCUACGUUCUUCACGCAUUUGGUCCGCAUUGUGGAGGAGUUCCUUAACCGCGCGCAUGCGGAGAUGCCAGAUGCCAGGCUCAUCAAAAUGACCAACGAGGCCACCAACCGAGUCUUCACGGAGCAGGGCAAACUGUUGCAUGACAAGGAGUUCCUGCGCUCCAACUGCCGGGUGGUGACGCAGGAUCAAGGUAAGGUUGAUGACAGAGUGAAGAAGAAGGAGUCCCAGCCGGGCGAGGACGAACGCCUUGACAUGGAGUUCGCCAACGAAAGGGAGCGCCUGAAGAAGGAGGUGUCUGACAAGGUCGCCGAGCGGGAUGCCCGCAUGCCCAAGGGCCGAUCACAGCUGGUUCGGAUCCGGCGCCGGGACAGCCAUUGAACGGAGUCUCACCCUUGCUGACCGAAUCACGUGCGAGGAAGGAGU
Molecule: messenger RNA, 1752 nt
Organism: Effrenium voratum
Lineage: Eukaryota; Dinophyceae; Suessiales; Symbiodiniaceae
Source: the annotation of a GenBank genome assembly